Helobdella robusta is the source of this 552-nucleotide messenger RNA. RefSeq lists its product as hypothetical. The transcript is spliced from 2 exons. The record is from RefSeq and is a predicted model, not a curated record. Bases 1 to 552 code for a protein of 183 amino acids. Lineage: Eukaryota; Metazoa; Annelida; Clitellata; Rhynchobdellida; Glossiphoniidae.
AUGAUGAGGAGAGAGAAUAACGAGGUUGACAACCCGAUGAUACCUUCAAAGUCGAAUGCUCCUGUACUUGGGAUGAACGCACAAACCAACCCGAACCCGAACCCAUCGCAAACUGAUAGUAACGAAAUGAUGACGAUGAUGUCGGAGCAAUUGGUGGCGAUAAAGGGGAUGAUGAUGAACAUGAUGGAGGACAUGGGUUCAAUGAAAGCAAGAAUAAAUAAGAUGGAAGAGAAAGGAAGAAUUAGUUCACAAACAAUAGACAAGGAUAGGGACGACACUGCUGUGUUGACACCAAAGGGUCGGGGUUUAAAAAAUAGAUCGGAUAAGAGGAAGAAGGAUGAUGAGAACCUUGAGGAUUUAAUCCAGCAGGAUCGGAAUAAAAAGAGUGAUGGUCUCAAGGAGGUAGAAUUGGACGAGGAUAGACAUAUAGAGAUUAUGGAGAGGUAUGCGGCGGGACUCUACAGGGGUGGUGGUGAGGGGGUGGGGGCGGAUUUACAGUUGACGGAGAUGGAGUUGCACUAUGCGGAAACGCAUCCCAUAAACCUACAUUAG